AUGGCACCUCUGCCUUCUCAAAAACGAAAAAUAGAAGACGCUAUGCGUGGAAGGACAGAACGACCGAAGAAGCGCGUUCGCAAACAGAAGGAAUACCAUAGCUCAUCUGAGGAUGCUGAUGAAGCGUCAGGCGAUGAAUUUGCACCCAUCGACCUGGUGGAGUCAGACGAUAAUGCAAGGAAAGAGAGUGUCCCAACCGACAAGCAGGGCAAUAGCACAGACACAUCAAUCACAGGAGGAAGUAGUGAUUCGGAAGAUGAUGCCUCCUCGUUGAGUUCUGACGAAGAGGGAGACGAAGCCGUUCGACCUGGAGAAGAGAAAAGGCCUACGAGCAAGCGGAAUGAUCCCAAUGCAUUCUCAACAUCCAUAUCUAAAAUUCUCUCAACCAAGCUAUCGCAAAGUGCUCGAAAGGAUCCUGUACUAUCCCGAAGUCGAGAAGCUGCGGAUAUCAGCAAUGCAAUCGCCAACGAAAAAUUAGAACGGCGGGCAAAGGCGAAGAUCUGUGCAGAUCGACAAGAGGAAUUGGAGCGUGGCAGGGUGAAAGAUGUCUUAGGGCUCCAAUCGGGAAUGGCAGGAGAAGUUGGAGAGGAGGAGAAGAAGCUACGGAAGAUCGCGCAAAGAGGGGUGGUCAAGCUAUUCAAUGCAGUUCGUGCUGCACAAGUUAAAGCCGAAGAAGCUGCCAGAGAGGCCCGCAAAAACGGCACGGUUGGAUACGCAAACAGAGAGGAAAAGAUAAACGAGAUGAGCAAGCAGGGAUUCUUGGCUCUGAUAAAUGGUGAUUCGAAAACUAAACCCAUCGAUGAAUCGAGGUGA
Molecule: messenger RNA, 813 nt
Organism: Endocarpon pusillum Z07020
Lineage: Eukaryota; Fungi; Ascomycota; Eurotiomycetes; Verrucariales; Verrucariaceae
Exons: 1
Coding region: 1-813 (270 amino acids)
Biological process (GO): maturation of 5.8S rRNA; maturation of LSU-rRNA
Cellular component (GO): preribosome, large subunit precursor
Source: RefSeq, a predicted model, not a curated record